AUGGAUUCCCGCUACUUUGCCGUCCAAAGGAGGGCCUUGGAAAUUGUGGGAUUCGAUCCGAGUACGCGGCAGCUAAAGCUAAAGCAUCCCAUUUGGGCUGGGAUCUUGGUCCUGUCCCUGAUCUCCCACAACUGGCCCAUGGCCGUGUACGCCCUGCAGGAUCUCACGGACUUGACCCGGUUAACGGAUAACUUUGCCGUGGUGAUGCAGGGUUCACUGAGCACCUUCAAGUUCCUGGCCUUUGUGGUGAAGCGACGAAGGAUUGGCUCCUUGAUCCACAGAUUGCAUCAACUGAAUGAGGAAGGGAGCAGGAGUAGUGUCCGCGGCAAGGAGCGCAUCCUGGAGGAGAACCAACUGGAUAGGUAUGUCUCCACAGCCUUUAGGAAUGCCGCCUACGGAGUGAUUGUGGCCUCAAUCAUAGCACCCAUGCUGAUUGGUCUAUUGGGUUAUAUGCGCUUGGGUGUCUUCACACCGACCACGCCCAUGGAGUUCAAUUUCUGGCUGGACGAGAAGAGAGCCAUCUUCUACUGGCCCAUCUACUUUUGGGGCGUUUUGGGUGUGGCAGCUGCCGCCUGGCUGGCCAUAGCCACGGACACACUCUUCUCCUGGCUAAUACACAACGUGGUGGCACAGUUCCAGCUGCUCGAGUUGGAACUCUCGAAGGAGCAGAGGGAUGACCAAGAGGAGCUUCAUCUAGUGAAGUGCAUCAAUCGCCAUCGCUUGGCCCUUGAACUGGCCGAAGAACUCAGCUCCAUUUUCGCCGAGAUUGUCUUUGUGAAAUAUAUGCUCAGUUACCUGCAGCUCUGCAUGUUGGCCUUCCGCUUCAGCCGGAGUGGCUGGAGUCCCCAGGUGCCCUUCAGGGCCACCUUUCUGGUGGCCGUCUUCAUCCAACUCAGCUCAUAUUGCUAUGGCGGAGAGUAUCUGAAGCAGCAGAGUUUGGCCACAUCGGAAGCGGUCUAUGCUCACAGUAAUUGGCCAGAAAUGAAGCCUCAAAGGCGACGACUUUGGCAAAUGAUUAUGAUGAGAGCCCAGCGACCAGCCAAGAUAUUUGGUUAUAUGUUCAAUGUGGAUUUGCCAUUGCUACUAUGGGUCACCAGAACAGCGGGCUCCUUUUUGGCCUUGCUAAGGACUUUUGCUUCUUAG
This is a messenger RNA of Drosophila serrata, 1143 nucleotides long. It is a transcript of the gene Or45a, whose product is annotated as Odorant receptor 45a. The record is from RefSeq and is a predicted model, not a curated record. NCBI's taxonomy places the organism in Eukaryota, Metazoa, Arthropoda, Insecta, Diptera, Drosophilidae. Gene Ontology annotation, biological process: sensory perception of smell; detection of chemical stimulus involved in sensory perception of smell. Gene Ontology annotation, molecular function: olfactory receptor activity; odorant binding. Gene Ontology annotation, cellular component: plasma membrane.